Molecule: messenger RNA, 5229 nt
Organism: Diaporthe amygdali
Lineage: Eukaryota; Fungi; Ascomycota; Sordariomycetes; Diaporthales; Diaporthaceae
Exons: 1
Coding region: 1-5229 (1742 amino acids)
Biological process (GO): double-strand break repair via homologous recombination; error-prone translesion synthesis
Cellular component (GO): zeta DNA polymerase complex; nucleus
Molecular function (GO): DNA binding; DNA-directed DNA polymerase activity; nucleotide binding
Source: RefSeq, a predicted model, not a curated record
AUGGAUGUCUUGCCCUUCAAGGUUCGCCAGAACUGCAUCGACUUUUACCAAGCGACUCCCACCAAAUACGACCCCCAGCUUCGCAAUGACAUACGCCCGGACCAGCUGUCCAAGGAACCAAAAGUGCCCGUCAUCCGUAUUUUUGGGUCCACUCAGACUGGGCAAAAAGUCUGUGCCCACGUUCACGGUGCGUUCCCGUACCUGUACAUCGAGUACACGGGCAGUCUUGCUCCUGAGGAGGUUGGCGCAUACAUCUACCGCCUACAUCUGUCUAUCGACCAUGCUCUGGCUGUGAGCUACCGCAAGGACACCUACAGCAACCAGGCCAAAUAUGUCGCCCGCAUCACGCUCACCAAGGGCGUGCCUUUCUAUGGCUUUCAUGUCGGAUAUCGCUUCUUUCUCAAGAUUUACAUGUUCAAUCCUAUCGUCAUGACCAGGCUGGCCGACCUUCUGCAGCAAGGUGUUAUAAUGAAGCGGAAAUUCCAGCCAUACGAGGCGCAUUUGCAGUAUUUGCUGCAGUUUAUGUGUGAUUACAACCUUUUCGGCUGUGACUACCUCGAGAGUGCCAAAGUGAAAUUCCGCUCCCCAGUGCCUCAGUACAGCGAAGAGGAUGAGAGCUCUCUACACCUUUGGCACAGCCAGUCUGUCUCUACCGAAAACAUUACCGAGGAUUAUACCUUGCCUCGUGUCAGCCACUGCUCGAUCGAGGUCGACAUAUGUGUCCAAGACAUAGCCAAUCGGAAGAAUGUGAAAGAACGGCGCCUUCACCAUGAAUUUAUUGAGAAGGAUCAUCCUGUUCCUGCCAGCAUGAAGUUGGUACACAGUAUGGCUGGUCUGUGGCGAGACGAAACGAAGCGCCGGAAACGAAGAAUGCACAUCACGAACCCGGGCAGCAGUCCCUUUCCUCCCGAAGUUCUUGUGUCUAUGUCAGCCGAUCCUCGUGAGUCUCAGCCUCAGGGCUGGGUUCAUGAAGAAGAGUAUCUGGAGGACAUCAAAGAACUUGUUGCCGAAGAGGCGGGGGCCAACAGUGGCACCAAACCAUCAUUCGAUGGCUUCGUACAACUCAUACCAUUUGAGGAGACUGUGAACACAACGUUGCAAUCUAUCGAAGACCUUUUCCCUCAAAACCUGUUACCUUCUUUAGGCCGAUCAUCUCAACUCUCCAAACAGGACCCAAAUUCGUCGGAGAACGUGGUAGUUGACGAAAAGGGCAUCCUCGCAGCUCAAAAGGAUGACGAGGAUUUGUUUCCGGAUGACUCAGAUGAGGAGCUUUUUCAGGAGGUGACGCUGCCGCAGAAGGCUCCUCGACAGGCUGCAGAAACGAAUGCGGAGAAACCUAAGCCUCAGAAUGUGGUGCCCAAGACGACAAUAAACAAACUAUCCACUACCGGAUCUUUUGUUAGACAGGUCGCCCACAGACACGUGUCUACAGCCAUGGAGUCCGCUGUGCUUCAGACCACUGAUGGCUUACCCAAAGGCGUUUGCUUCAGUGGUCAGAGAACCGGCCACCUGCCUGCACUUCCUCUCACGGAGGAAUUAAUCGAGGCGGCUGACAGAGAUGGCCUCAUCAGCAAGGAUCCUGCGAGCCAACGAGGGCUGAAGAGUAUGAGCCUCCCAUUGAAGCGACCCAAUGAGGCGACCUUGGAGUCAUCGAGUUCAAAACGCCCAAAGGUCGACUAUGCUAUUGCACCAGCCCUUUCGGGAACGGCGACACUCGUCCAUGGUGACGGGAAGGCCCUAGAGCGUCGCCCAAGUACAAACACACAGCGGCAUGUGAAAUUCCAAUCCUCACAAACAGCAAAGCAUACCAAGAAUGGUGCUAAGUUCAAGAGAGAGGAUAACCAGAGGCUUGGGUUUGCUGUCGUCAAGGACCCCAAUGAUCCAAGCACAAAGCUGCGCUUGAGCCAACACAGUAGCUCGCAGAAAAGUGAUGAUGGCUUUUCCAAGGCAGACAAGAAACUCGACAAGCUUUCCAGCUCAGCUGAAGAAACAACUCCGGUGACCUCUAGCAGUGAAAAGUCAUAUAUGCUGCCGUCUUCUCCUUCGUCCAUCAGACCCCAUUUACCAAUUUCUCCAAAAGCCCAGUCGCCUACAGCUUCUUCUGAACUAGGAGGAUCUUGGAUCAACGUUCUGAACUACCUGCCGCCAUCAGCAGCAGACGUCGCUACAACCAUGCAAGACAACAGCUUGCCGGAUGUCAUUUACCAAGACGCCUUCUACAGCCAGGAGAAAGACGUGCCGCCAAAAAUGAGGGAGUAUGCCGGCAGAGAAUUUCGCCUUGAGGGAAUUACUUUGCCUUUUCUGCCCGACUUCGACGCUACGGGUCAAUCGCCGGCUACGUAUGGUAUCAAAAUAGAAGGCAAUCCGAAUAAUAAGAAACAGACUGAAAUGGAGAACCAGAGAAAAAGCCGGCAGUGUUCAUUGAGAAGCUGGGAGAUGGCGGAACCACCACCGACUUUUCAAGAAGUCAGUGACUGGUGGGUUGCAAAGCAGAAGAGAAAAUCAACUCCGCAUUCGCCGAACAAAGAAGGUGCUUCUGUUGGAACGAUUGCAACACAAAAGCCUUUCCUCUCGCAGAUACUUGGAGCCACGCCAAAGAGCAAGCACGGCUUCAGGUACUCCCAAAAGAAAAGAACCACCAGUGUCCAACAUGAGGCCCAGUACAUGAGUACUAUGAGCCUUGAGGUUCAUGUUAAUUCCAGGGGAAGACUCGUUCCAAAUCCAGAAGAAGACGACAUACAAUGUAUCUUCUGGGCCACCAAGUCGGACGAGAACUUGCAAGACAGCAGCCAACUGCCGGACAGCACCCUAGCUGGCAUUAUUGUGGUAUCUGAGGAUGGCGAGAUUGCGCGACGCAUACGACGUUAUACAAAGUUAGAGGUCAUAGAAGAGCCUUCAGAACUUGACGCCAUGGUUCGAAUGAUUGAAAUCGUUCGGACUCAUGAUCCUGACAUUCUCGCAGGGUAUGAGGUACACGGCAGCUCUUGGGGUUAUCUUGUCGAGAGAGCCAGGCAUAAGUAUGAUUACAAUUUGUGCGAUGAGUUCUCUCGCAUGAAGACACAGUCUCAUGGUCGAUUCGGCAAAGAGGCUGAUCGUUGGGGUUUCAAUACCACGUCGACCAUCCGCGUCACGGGCCGCCACAUGAUCAACAUCUGGAGGGCAAUGCGAGGGGAGUUAAAUCUCCUCCAGUACACCAUGGAGAAUGUUGUCUGGCAUCUGCUUCACAGACGCAUCCCACAUUACUCAUGGCGAACACUCUCAGAUUGGUAUACCAACGGGCGUCAGAGGGACUUGGCCAAAGUCCUGCGGUAUUACAUCACUAGGACGAAAAUGGACAUCCAGAUACUCGAAGAGAAUGAGCUGAUUCCCCGUACCAGCGAGCAAGCGCGGCUGCUGGGGGUCGACUUUUUCUCGGUCUUCUCUAGAGGUUCACAGUUCAAGGUCGAGUCUAUCAUGUUCCGUAUCGCUAAGCCUGAGAACUUUGUCCUCGUUUCUCCGAGCAGGAAACAAGUCGGCGGCCAAAACGCAUUGGAGUGUCUACCUCUGGUCAUGGAGCCUCAAAGCGCCUUCUACAACAGUCCUUUGCUUGUUUUGGAUUUCCAGAGCCUGUACCCAAGUGUCAUGAUUGCUUACAAUCUAUGCUACUCUACUUUUCUGGGACGGAUCGUGAACUGGCGAGGCACGAGCAAGAUGGGCUUCACCGACUACAAGCGCCAAGAGCGUCUGCUCGAGCUCCUACAAAAUUACAUCAACAUCACUCCAAAUGGCAUGAUGUUCACCAAGGUCGAGAUACGGAAGUCUCUUUUGGCGAAGAUGUUGACUGAAAUCCUGGAGACCAGGGUCAUGGUCAAAAGCGGCAUGAAGCAAGACAGGGAAGACAAGACUCUGCAACAGCUCCUGAACAAUAGACAGCUGGCCCUCAAGCUCCUGGCAAACGUUACGUAUGGAUAUACCUCAGCAUCAUUCUCUGGACGCAUGCCCUGUUCCGAGAUAGCGGAUAGCAUCGUUCAGACUGGCCGCGAAACCCUCGAACGUGCCAUUGCAUACAUCCACUCGGUUGAGAAAUGGGGCGCCGAAGUCGUUUACGGCGACACAGACAGUCUCUUCAUAUACCUCAAGGGCCGAACCCGCUCACAGGCGUUCGACAUAGGCAGUGAAAUCGCCAAGGCCAUCACCGACAUGAAUCCCCGCCCAAUCAAACUCAAGUUCGAGAAGGUCUAUCACCCUUGUGUUCUGCUGGCAAAGAAGCGCUACGUCGGCUACAAGUACGAAAGCCGAGAUCAGGUCAAGCCCGACUUUGACGCCAAGGGUAUUGAGACCGUCCGCCGCGACGGAACGCCGGCCGAGCAAAAGAUCGAGGAGAAGGCGCUAAAGAUACUAUUUGAGACGGCGGACUUGAGCCAGAUCAAGAGCUACUUCCAAAGCCAGUGCGACAAGAUCAUGCGCGGGCAGGUGUCCGUCCAGGACUUCUGCUUUGCCAAGGAGGUCCGCCUGGGGACGUACUCGGACAAGGGCCCACCGCCACCAGGCGCGCUCAUCUCGACGAAGCGGAUGCUCGAGGACGCCAGGGCCGAGCCGCAGUACGGCGAGCGCGUGCCGUACGUGGUGAUCACGGGCGGGCCCGGCGCGCGGCUGAUCGACCGGUGCGUGGCGCCCGAGGACCUGCUGAACAACGACCACGUCACGCUCGACGCCGAGUACUACAUCACCAAGAACCUGAUCCCGCCGCUGGAGCGCAUCUUCAACCUGGUCGGGGCCAACGUGCGCCAGUGGUUCGACGAGAUGCCCAAGGUGCAGCGGAUCCGGCGCGUCGACGCCCAAGGUGUCGGGCCGGCUGGCGGCGGCGCCAUCAGGAAGAAGCUUACGCUUGAGAGCUACCUCCACAGCGCGAGCUGUGUCGUCUGCGGGGCCAAGAUCAAGGUCAACAACAACACCAGCGGCAGCGGCAAGGACGCCGCCCUCUGCGGGAGGUGCCGGCGCGACACUGCCGGCUCGCUGCUGCAGCUGCAGACGAGGCUGAACACGGAGGAGAGGAGGUACAUGGAGGUCGUUAAGGUUUGCCAGAGCUGCGCGGGCCUGUCACCGCUGGACGACGUCCCCUGCGACAGCAAGGACUGCCCGGUGUUCUACACGCGGAGGAAGCAGGAGGCUAGGCUGAGGAGUGAGAGGGGUAUUGUCGAGCCUGUUGUGAGGCGGCUCGCCGUCGGCGCAGGAGAGCUGGAGUGGUGA